AUGCAUCUGGCAGGGAAUUCUCAAGAUGUGGUUGUGCCACCGGUUGAAGGUGUUGCUGGAGGCGGUACAGCUUAUGGGUGGAAUGAUGGCGGUACACAUGGUUUGAAUGUCAAGGGACCAGUUGACCCCACAGAAAUUUCAACUAGGGAUUUAGUGCAUGUAUGGUGCAUGCCAAACACAGCAAAUGUUGGACCUCAAGAUAUGCCCAGACAUUUGGAGCCUAUAAACCUGCUGGCAGCUAGAAAUGAGAGGGAGAGUGUGCAAAUAGCUAUCCGACCAAAGGUUUCAUGGGGUGGUUCUAGUGCUGCAGGGACCGUGCAGAUUCAGUGCAAUGACCUAUGUUCCAUAUCCGGAGACAGACUGAUUGUUGGACAGUCUCUGCUGUUGCGGCGCGUGGUGCCCAUUCUAGGUGUACCUGAUGCUCUUGUUCCUGUUCAGCUUCCAGUCAGUCAAAUAAACCUAUUUCCUGGGGAGACUACUGCUCUUUGGAUAUCUAUUGAUGUUCCAAGUUCUCAACCACCAGGACAAUAUGAAGGAGAGAUUCUCAUUACUGCCAUAAAAGCAGAUGCAGAAUCUCAUUUGCUAAGUCUAAGCAAGGUUGAGAAACAUCAAUUGUAUAGGGACCUAAAGGGAUGUCUUGAUGUUGUUGAGCCAAUUGAUGGAAAACCAUUAGAUGAAGUGGUUGAGAGGGUGAAAUCUGCGACUACAUCUUUAAGAAGGAUUCUUCUGUCUCCAUCAUUUUCUGAAUUCAUUUCAGAUAAUGGACCAGUAGACAUAAUGGAUGAGGAUGCCAUCUCAAGUCUCUCUCUAAGGGUGAAGUUAAAUCUGACCGUUUGGGAAUUUGUACUUCCUGAAACUCCUUCACUCCCUGCCAUAUCUGAUACUGUAAUUGAGGAUCGCUUUGGCGUUCAACAAGGGACAGCUGAGUGGUAUGAGGCAUUGGAUCAACAUUUCAAAUGGCUUCUUCAAUAUAGAAUCAGCCCAUAUUUUUGUAAGUGGGCUGAUGGUAUGCGUGUUUUGACAUACACAUCUCCAUGGCCAGCGGAACAUCCGAAGUCAGAUGAAUAUUUUUCUGAUCCACGGUUGGCAGCAUAUGCUGUACCAUAUAAACAAGUAAUCUCCGGUAUUGAUGCGGGGAAGGAUUACUUGCAGAAACAAGUUGAGAUAUUGAGAACCAAGACUCACUGGAGAAAAGCUUACUUUUACUUGUGGGAUGAGCCACUGAACUUGGAACAAUAUGAUUCCGUCCGCAAUAUGGCCAGUGAGAUUCAUGCUUAUGCUCCAGAUGCUCGUAUCUUAACUACGUACUAUUGUGGACCAAACGAUGCUCCUCUUGCACCUACUCCAUUUGAUGCUUUUGUUAAAGUUCCGAGUUUUUUGCGUCCACAUAAUCAAAUUUAUUGUACAAGUGAAUGGGUUCUGGGCAAUCGGGAGGAUCUGGUUAAGGAUAUUAUUGCUGAAUUACAACCAGAGAAUGGUGAGGAGGCCCAGCUCUAUGUUCCUCAUGGUCUUUUUCCCUGUCGUGUCUUCCAUGAUCUGGGUUUUGAAAACAGCACUAGCAUCAACGAAUGGUGGACAUAUGUCUGUAUGGGACCGUCAGAUCCUCAUCCAAAUUGGCAUCUAGGAAUGCGAGGCACACAACACCGAGCCGUCAUGUGGCGUGUGUGGAAAGAGGGUGGCACAGGAUUUUUGUACUGGGGGGCCAACUGCUAUGAGAAGGCAACCGUAGCCAGCGCAGAGAUAAAGUUCAGGCAUGGUCUUCCCCCUGGAGAUGGAGUUCUAUACUAUCCUGGUGAGGUGUUCUCAACUUCUCAUCAGCCAGUGGCUUCUCUUAGACUAGAGCGCAUACUUAAUGGCUUGCAGGACAUCGAGUACCUCAGACUGUAUGCUUCAAGAUACGGUAGGGAUGAAAGUAUUGCACUUUUGGAGAGGACAGGAGUUUACUUUGGUCCUGAGCGUUACACAUUUGAGCACAUGCCAAUUGAUGCAAUGAGGGGGCAAAUAUUUAAUGCCUGCCGUUCAUGA
Sphenostylis stenocarpa is the source of this 2025-nucleotide messenger RNA. Lineage: Eukaryota; Viridiplantae; Streptophyta; Magnoliopsida; Fabales; Fabaceae. The record is from the annotation of a GenBank genome assembly.